AUGUUCCGUUACGCCCUCUGGAGUGACUGCGUCACGACCGACGACCCGCUGGAUGUUGUGCUGCUCCGCUCUGAUAUACACGCGCUCUUCGAUGCACGACGUUUCUUCCUGGGUGCCCAAGAAAGGGGCGUGGGUCAGCCACGUCUCGUCUGGGAGCCCCAGUGA
Chaetomium globosum CBS 148.51 is the source of this 165-nucleotide messenger RNA. RefSeq lists its product as uncharacterized. The record is from RefSeq and is a predicted model, not a curated record. The transcript has a single exon. The coding region runs from base 1 to 165 and encodes 54 amino acids. NCBI's taxonomy places the organism in Eukaryota, Fungi, Ascomycota, Sordariomycetes, Sordariales, Chaetomiaceae.